GAGAUAGUAUUACAGGCUGUAAUCCCUCUCUGUAAGCCUUUGGGUCAGUGAAGGGCCUCGAACCCCCCGAGAGCACCACACUGCCAACAGCUGAACCAGCAGGGACCAACCUGACUGCUUCUCCUGAAACGAGCACUUCACACACACACACACACACACACACACACACGCAGUCACACACACACAAGAAUAUACCAGCCCUAACCUCAGAACCCAUAUGAGCACACACACACAUGAUCCUGUGAAUGUGUGUGGUCUUAGGUCUAAUGUUUUGUCAUGGUAAUAAAUAGUGAUAAUUACAAAGAAACAGGGAUGUAGAACACACACAGGCUAAUAUAUUGUGAAUUACAAUACAAAAUCAUACUGUGUGAUUACAAACACUACUGGUAGGAGUUGAUAGGAACUGUAAGCAGUAGCUGUCCUGUUUUGUCUACCCAUAAUGUUUAUGCCCAGUGUUGAAAUUCUCAAAACGUUAAAUUGUUGUUCAACCUCCACCUCAUCUAGUCAUUUGAUUGACAUGAUUCAGGAUUCGACCUAUGACCGGCGAUGAUACUCCAGCAUCCGCUCACACAGCUGACUGACAGACCGACGACGACACACACCCGGAAAACACCCGCCAUUCGGUCAGCAUGGAGCGGAAAGUGGCGAGGGAAUUUCGGCAUAAGGUGGAGCUGCUAGUUGAUAAUGAAGCAGAGAAGGACUAUCUCUAUGAUGUUCUCCGCAUGUACCACCAAUCCAUGGAUAUUCCCGUCCUGGUUGGCGACCUGAAGCUGGUGAUAAAUGAUCCUAAACGCCUUCCACUGUUUGAUUCCAUCAGACCUCUGAUUCCUCUGAAGCACCAGGUGCAGUACGACCAGCUCACGCCCAAGAGAUCCAGGAAGUUGAAGGAAGUCCGUCUGGACCGCACACAUCCUGAGGGUCUGGGUUUGAGUGUUCGAGGUGGGCUGGAGUUCGGCUGUGGCCUCUUCAUAUCACAGAUAGUCAAAGAUGGACAGGCAGGAAACGUCGGCCUGCAGGUUGGCGAUGAGAUUGUGCGCAUUAAUGGCUACUCCAUCUCCUCCUGUAUUCACGAGGAGGUCAUCAGCCUCAUCAAGACCAAGAAGACGGUGUCUCUGAAAGUCCGCCAUGUGGGAAUGAUUCCUCUCAAGAGCUCCUCUGAAGAGCCUCUGAAGUGGCAGUUUGUGGAUCAGUUUGUUUCUGAAUCCGGGGAGAGGAAGACUAGUGUGGCUGGUCUGACUUCGAUUGGAGGAAAAGAAAUCAAGGAAAAGAAGGUUUUCCUUAGUUUGGUGGGCACCAAAGGCAUGGGAAUCAGCAUAUCGAGUGGACCAACACAGAAACCGGGGAUCUAUGUGAGCAAUGUGAAGUCGGGUUCAGUCUCAUCUGAAGUGGGAUUACAGGUUGGCGACCAGAUUGUGGAGGUCAAUGGGGUGGAUUUCACCAACCUGAGUCAUCAAGAAGCAGUGCGAGUGUUAAAGAGCAGCAGGAGUCUAACCAUCACUGUCCUCACUGGAGCUGGUAGUGAGCUGUUUAUGACGGAUGAGGAACGGCUGGCGGAUGAAGCACGACAUGAGCUCGAUAGACAAGAGCUAAUGCAUCAGAAGAGAAUGGCAUUAGAGACCAACAAAAUCGUCAAAGAACAGCAGGAAAAAGAGCGCCAGAGGAAGAUGGAGAUAUCGCAGAAGACUGCAGAUGAAGAGGAACGUCAUCGCAAAGAGAUGGAGAGAAUUGAAGCCUCGGAAAGGAAACACCACAAAGACUGGGAAGAAGAUUGGGGUUCCAAAGAAAGAUCCAAAUCCCCUUCCCCCUCCUCGCCUCCCUCACCCCCACCACCUGCACGUAAUGCACCUUCACCUAAACCCAAAACCUCCACUGGUGAGUCCUAUGAAGAAGAGAUCAGAGAAGGAUUUCAGAAAUAUGUGGAUGAUUUUGAUCCAUAUUCCAUGUUCACGGCUGAACAAAUAGCUGACAGAGAUGUGCGCCUUCUGAGAAUUAAGAAGGAAGGAAUGCUUGAUCUGGCCAUAGAGGGAGGAAUCGAUUCCCCUUUGGGAAAGAUUGUGGUGUCGUCUAUCUAUGAGGGAGGUGCGGCAGAUAAACAUGGUGGUGUUGUGUCGGGUGAUGAGAUCAUGGCUGUGAAUGGAAAGAUCCUGACAGAUGUCACUUUAAAUGAAGGACAAACCUCAUUGGCUCAGGCCUGGAACAGUGGAGGGGAUUGGAUUGACCUGGUCAUUGCCGUCUCUCCACCAAAAGAAUAUGAAGAUGAAGUCCCUAACACAGCAUCAGUCAGACCCACUGCAAAGAAAAAGGCUUUCCAAGGCAGUGCCCCUGUAUACAGACAGGGCUACGUCCUUCAGAUGAGGACCCCCCAUCCCCCAACCUGAUCGCCACUAUCCUAGUGGACAUUCUUUUAAAACCCAACAUUGCAUCAGUGCAACGGACCACAGGGGGAAUCAACAGCCAUUCCUUAGUAGUAAUUUUAGCAAAAAACAAAUUCUAUUUGUGUUGUAAAUUAAAUGCAGUUAUUCACAUCAUUUAAAAAUCGGAAAUACAUAAUACUCUCUUUAGGCUAUGUUGUUGUCAUUUG
Messenger RNA from Carassius auratus (goldfish), 2581 nucleotides. Its product is annotated as harmonin-like. Gene Ontology annotation, cellular component: plasma membrane; stereocilia ankle link complex; cilium. Gene Ontology annotation, molecular function: protein binding. The transcript is spliced from 22 exons. Bases 630 to 2378 code for a protein of 582 amino acids. The record is from RefSeq and is a predicted model, not a curated record. Gene Ontology annotation, biological process: retinal cone cell development; sensory perception of sound; inner ear receptor cell stereocilium organization. Lineage: Eukaryota; Metazoa; Chordata; Actinopteri; Cypriniformes; Cyprinidae.